AUGAUUAUAUAUCUGUCUAAGAGGCUUGAGAGGAGGAUUGCAAUAGUUUCUGAAUCAUUUGCAUUGAUUUUCAAAUCUGUAUCAGUUGGUGAUGCGGAUUCAAGGCGGCCUCGUUGCGCCAUUGAACUUUUACCCAAGGAUGAAUUAAGCAAUCAAGGAUUCAAGAAGUUAUCAUCACAUGAAAUUUACGGGUUUAUUGGUCUCAUAGAAGUAGAAGGUUUAAUCUUUGUUGGUGCUAUUACUGGGAAAUCAAAAGUUGCACAACCGACACCCGGUGAAACGGUUAAUAAGAUCUUCGCAGUUGAUUUUUUCUGUUUGAACAGUUCAAAGUGGGAUUUUGUAGAGAUAGACUCAUCAGGAUAUCCUGUUUCAUCAGAGGGUGAACCAAAUUAUGCAGAAUCGUUCCCUAGGCAUCCAUGUUAUGAAUUGAAAAAACUAUUAUCCAACGGAUCUUUUUACUACAGUUCAGAUUUCGAUCUAACGUCAACUUUACAAAAUAGAGGAUUUGGUGAUCAUUCAUUAAGUGCGGAUAAUUACCAGGAGGAGUAUAUGUGGAAUUACUUUUUAAUGCAGGAGAUAAUUACUUAUAGAGAUAGAUUGGAACCUCAUGCAAAACAAAUUUUAGAUGAUCAAGGGUUUUUAACUACAGUGAUACGUGGAUUUGCAGAAACGUUUGUUACUUAUCUUAAAAGGUUAAAAGUUGGAGUUACAAUAAUUUCCAAACAGAGUUGGAAAAGGGCAGGAACAAGAUUUAUUGUUCGUGGUGUAGAUGAUGAAGGUAAUGUAGCCAAUUUUGUCGAGACAGAAUUUAUCAUGUAUUCGUCACAGUACUGUUAUGCAUUUAGUCAAAUUAGAGGCAGUAUCCCUGUAUUUUGGGAGCAAGAUACUUCUCUAAUCAAUCCAAGGGUUCAAAUCACUAGGUCAGUUGAGGCUACACAACCGAUAUUUGAUGAACAUUUUUCCAGAUUGGUGGAAGAAUAUGGUCCUGUACAUGUGGUAAACCUACUAUCAACAAAAACGAAUGAAAUUGAAUUGUCCCAGCGUUACAGGCAGCAUUUGAAGAACUCGCCCAAAUUGAAGUUGGGGCAAGAUGUGUUCCUUACAGAAUUCGAUUUUCAUAAAGAAACUUCACAAGAAGGUUUUGCUGGCGUCAGGAAAUUGAUCCCCAUGAUAAUGGAUUCCAUGUUAGUAGCAGGUUAUUUCUCUUAUGAUGUUAGAGAAAAAAGAUUGAUAUCCGAGCAACAAGGUGUAUUUAGAACCAAUUGUUUGGAUUGUCUCGAUAGAACCAAUUUGGUGCAACAAGUUUUGUCAUUAACUGCCUUUAAAACGUUUUUGGAGGAUUUCCAUUUGGCUAAUGUUAAAGUCUAUGUUGACAAUGAAGACUUCGUCAUUAAACAUAACACACUUUGGGCUGAUCAUGGUGACCAGAUAUCACAGAUCUAUACAGGUACCAAUGCUCUAAAAUCAUCGUUUUCUAGAAAAGGAAAGAUGUCAUUUGCAGGUGCUCUUUCAGAUGCUACUAAGUCUGUUAGUAGAAUGUACAUCAACAACUUUAUGGAUAAAAAUAAACAACAGAAUAUUGAUACACUUUUGGGUCGUCUGCCCCAUCAACAGUCUGUUCAACUAUAUGAUCCAAUAAGUGAAUAUGUUGAUGAUAAAUUGAACGGUCUAUCAGAUCAAUUUACUUCAUAUUCAACUACAAACAUUCUAGUGGGUACAUUUAAUGUUAACGGUACUUCCAGACAUGCGGAUCUUUCCAAGUGGCUUUUCCCCAUUGGUGAUAAAUUUAAGCCUGAUAUCGUUGUUUUGGGACUUCAAGAAGUAAUUGAGUUAUCGGCUGGAUCUCUUUUAAAUGCUGACUAUUCCAAGGGCUCCUUUUGGGAAAAUAUGGUCAAUAAAUGUUUGAAUCAAUACGAUGAAAAAUAUCUACUGUUAAGAGUGGAGCAGAUGUCUUCAUUGAUCAUACUAUUCUUCGUCAAGGCAGAUAAAGCACAUAUGGUUAAACAAGUGGAGGGUGCCACUAAGAAAACUGGAUUUGGGGGUAUCACAGGUAAUAAAGGUGCUGUUGCGAUUAGAUUCGAAUAUGGGGGUACGUCAUUCUGCUUCGUAAAUGCUCAUUUUUCUGCAGGCGCAAAUAACAUCGAUGAACGUCGUAGUGAUUAUGAGAGUAUCGUGAAGAAUAUUAUAUUCACUAGAUCCAAGACUAUUCCGCAUCAUGAUUCCAUCUUUUGGCUUGGUGACCUGAACUACAGAAUCAUAUUACCUAAUGAAGAAGUCAGAAGAGAACUAUCGGCGAAAAAAGAAGGCUAUAUAGAAAGACUAUUGCGCUACGACCAAUUGACCCAAGAGAUUAACACGGGAGUUGUGUUUCAAGGAUUUAGAGAACCUACUCUUAAAUUUAGACCCACUUACAAAUAUGAUAAUAACACAGACAAUUACGACUCUUCAGAAAAGGCCAGAACGCCUUCAUGGACUGAUAGAAUUGUGUACAAAGGUACUAACUUACACCCAUUAGCUUAUUCCGAUGCUCACUUGAUUAUCAGUGAUCAUAGGCCUGUCUAUGCUGCUUACAGGGCUAAGAUUACUCUGAUCGACGAGAAUAUCAGACUGGAUCUGACAAAUCGUCUAUACCGCGAGUACAAACAGGCCCAUCCAGAAGUGGCAGAGCAACACUAUAAUCACCUCAUUGAUUUAGAAGAAGGAAAAUCACCUGCCAAAAAUAUUCCUGCAAGUCCCGGGUUUGAUCUUCUAGACUUACAUGGCACAAUGAAACCUAAACCUUCGCCGAUCUCAUCUCUCUCAUCGGCUUCUCCAGAACCUACUGUAUCCAUAAGGCGUGAAAGUUCACCACCUCUGAGCGAUACUCAUCCCGGGCAGAAAUUGCGUCCACCUCCACCACCCGCGCCCAGAUCCUCUUCAUCUGUUAGGGUAUUGCAAUUGGCUGAUACAGAUACGUCCUCCGUCUCUAGGAAAUCAUCUGAAUCUUCAGUGCCAUCUCAUCAAGAUUCCCAAUCAACCAACUCAGCACGACCACCAGUACCCCAGUCUAGAAGAUCGGUACCACCUGGAUUUAACGAAACUAUUUUGACCCCGAAGAAUACUAGCAGAUCUAGUACUCCCGUUAGCAUUCCUAAGGUGGAGGCACCAGCACCACGGAAGGCGGCUACGUUCCCCGAGAGCACCAUAGUUGCAUCAAACGGUUCACCACAACCACGUUUGGCCGCAACAAAGACAGAUUCAGAUAUCGUGGCUACACCAAAGAAAAAAGGGCCACCGGUGCCACCACGUUCACCUGGGCUUCGUUCGCAUUCUGCUAGUUCAAACCCAGAGAUACUUUCACUACCGCUUGAACUUCAGAAGAAAGUUUCCACAGUUCCGUCUGUCUCCAAUGAGACUGAAACACAACCUUUGGAAUCUGCUCAUACAGAUUCGAGUAAUGCAAAUAAUCUGCUACCUAAGAGGACACCCCCAGUCCCACCACGUGCCAAUGCAUCGACACCAGAGUUACAUUCGGAUGUCAAUACGUCAACAUCAAGUAUUUCUAGUAAUACUAAUACGUUGGUUCCCAAGAAGAAAGUACCACAAGUGCCAUCUCAUAUUAACGAACAAACAACAACGAAGACCAAAUCGGAAUCAGACGUUCCAGUUAAGAAAUUACCGCCAGCAGCGCUGCAUGCGAAUGAACUGACCCCUCUGGCACCUGCACCAAUUUCAUUGGAAGAAUCAGAGGGGCUAAUAUCCAAGAAAAGGGUUCCGCCACCGGUACCUUCUCAUUCAAGUCAAUCGAAUUGGAGUGCUGCUAAUACCUUAAUACCCAAGAAGAAAACGCCACCUGCUUCUACAACUGAACUGAAAUCUACGAAUACCAAGGAGUCCAACCCACAACUUACAGAGGAUUCCCCUGCUCUUACUAGCACCUUAUUAUCCAGGAAUAAAUCGCCCGCACCUCCUGUUCCUAGACAAGUCAAUGAACACACCGAGGAGGCAGAAUUUAGUAAUGUCAAGAAAACACCGCCUGCUAAACCUACCAAGAAACCUGAAGUAGAAAAUUUGAGCCUAGAUUCUUGGAAACCUUUGACUCCAAAAUGA
Zygosaccharomyces rouxii is the source of this 4089-nucleotide messenger RNA. Its product is annotated as phosphatidylinositol-3-/phosphoinositide 5-phosphatase INP52. Gene Ontology annotation, molecular function: phosphatidylinositol-3,5-bisphosphate 5-phosphatase activity; phosphatidylinositol-4,5-bisphosphate 5-phosphatase activity. The record is from RefSeq and is a predicted model, not a curated record. Gene Ontology annotation, biological process: phosphatidylinositol dephosphorylation. The transcript has a single exon. The coding region runs from base 1 to 4089 and encodes 1362 amino acids. Gene Ontology annotation, cellular component: cytoplasm; membrane. Lineage: Eukaryota; Fungi; Ascomycota; Saccharomycetes; Saccharomycetales; Saccharomycetaceae.